Messenger RNA from [Candida] anglica, 504 nucleotides. The record is from the annotation of a GenBank genome assembly. NCBI's taxonomy places the organism in Eukaryota, Fungi, Ascomycota, Pichiomycetes, Serinales, Debaryomycetaceae.
AUGGCCCCUAGAUCUACCGCUCAAAAGAGACUUCUUAAAGAGUAUCAACAAUUAUCAAGAGAUCCACCUCCAGGAAUCGUGGCCGGCCCGAUUUCUGAAGAUGAUUUAUUCCAUUGGGAAUGUCUUUUAGAAGGUCCUUCUGACACUCCAUAUGAAAAUGGAAUCUUUCCUGCAUCCCUCAAAUUUCCUAAAGAUUAUCCAUUGAGUCCACCUACUUUAAAAUUUGAACCGUCAUUAUUACAUCCAAAUAUUUACGAGGAUGGAACUGUUUGUAUUUCCAUUCUUCAUCCUCCUGGUGAAGAUCCAAAUCAAUAUGAAAGACCAGAAGAACGUUGGUCUCCUGUACAGAGUAUCGAGAAAAUUCUUUUAAGUGUUAUGUCUAUGCUUGCUGAACCAAAUCCAGAAAGUGGUGCAAAUAUUGAUGCAUGUAAACUUUGGAGAGAUCACCGCGAAGAAUAUGAUAAACAAAUCCGUAAUCAUGUUAGAAAAUCUUUAGGAUUGUAA